AUGAGCAGUCACAUGCGUGAAGAUUUAAGUCGAAAUGAAAAAGUUCAACAAGCAAGACGUGUUUUGAAUGAAAAUAAAUUUUCAUUAGAUGCCUGGGCUGUGCUUAUUCAGGAUUCUCAGGACAAAAAAAUCGCUGAUUCACGUGAUUUUUAUGAACAAUUGGUUACACAAUUUCCAACGUGUGGAAAAUUUUGGAAAAUUUAUAUCGAAGCUGAGAUUAAAGCAAGAAAUUAUGAACGUGUAGAAAAACUGUUUCAACGUUGUUUAAUUAAAGUAUUAAAUAUUGAUUUAUGGAAAUGUUAUUUGAACUAUGUCAGAGACACAAAAGGAAAAUUACAAGAGAAAAUGGCUCAAGCAUACGAUUUUGCAUUGGAAAAAAUUGGUUUAGAUGUAUACAGUUAUACAAUAUGGAAUGAUUAUGUGAAUUUUUUAAAAUCAGUCUUUUUUAGUGAUGCUGCUGGAUCGUAUGCUGAAAAUCAAAAAAUAACAGCUGUAAGAAAAGUUUAUCAAAAAGGUAUUAUGACACCGAUGACAAAUGUUGAAUUAUUAUGGAAAGAUUAUUGUAGCUAUGAAACGGGUAUAAAUUCAAUGUUAGCUAAAAAAAUUAUUGAAGAUCGUAGUCGUGAUUAUUUGAAUGUAAAACGUGUAACAAAAGAAUUAGAAACAAUGACACGUUCAAUAGAUCGAAAUAUUCCUUGUAUAUUACCACCCGUACAAACUCAAACAGAAGAAUUAAAACAACUACAAUCAUGGAAAAAAUAUAUUCAAUGGGAAAAAUUAAAUCCAUUAAAAACGGACGAUAUUCUAUUAGUUACAAAACGUUGUAUGUUUGCUUAUGAACAAUGUCUAUUAUGUUUAGGAUAUCAUUCAGAUAUAUGGUAUGAAGCUGGUCAAUAUUUAGAAUCAAUAUCUCGUCAUUUUCACGAUAAAGGUGAUAUGCAAUUAUCAAAAAAAUUUCUUGAUGAUACAUCACAAUUAUAUGAACGUUCAAUAUCAUUAUUUAUGAAACAAAAUCAAUUAAUUCAUUUUUCAUAUGCUGAUUUUGAAGAAUCAAGAUCAAAUUAUGAUAAAGUUCGAAAAAUUUAUCAAAAAUUACUUGAAGUUGAUGAUUCAAUAACAUUUGAUCCAACUUUAGCUUAUAUUCAAUAUAUGCGAUUUGAGAGAAGAUGUGAUGGUAUUAAAUCGGCUCGAGGAAUAUUUAAGAAAGCAAGAGAAGAUCAACGAACACAACAUCAUAUUUAUGUGGCAGCAGCACUGAUGGAAUAUUAUUGUACAAAAGAUAAUAAUGUAGCAUUUAAUAUUUUCAAUUUAGGUUUGAAGAAAUAUGGACAAAAUGUUGAUUAUAUUCUAGCGUAUAUUGAUUAUAUGACACAUUUAAAUGAAGAUCAUAAUGCUCGUGUUUUAUUUGAACGUGUUUUGUCACCCGAUAAUCAAAUUCCCAAACAAAAACAAGCAGAUAUAUGGUAUGAAUUUUUAAAAUUUGAAUCAAACAUUGGCGAUUUACCCUCAAUAAAAAAAGUUGAAAAAAGACGAAAUCAAUUAUAUCAAGAAUUAAAUGAAUUUGAUGGAAAAGAAAUAUUAUUACUUAUUGAUCGUUAUAAAUUUUUAAAUUUAUUACCAUGUGAUUAUGAUGAAUUGAAACUGUUAGGUUACAAUUCGGAUUAUUUAUAUCAUCACCAUCAUCAUCAUCAUACAAGUACAAAAUUAACAAAUGGAAACAGUGUUCAUUAUCAUCCAGAUUUAUUUCAGAUAAAAACGGCCGAUUAUUAUCAUAAAAUUCAUCGUGAUAAACCAAAUUAUCCACAACCAGAUAUUAAACAUAUGAUGCCGUAUAGACCAACAAGAAAUGUAUUGCCCGGUUCACAUCCCACACCCGGUGGAGUAUUUCCAUUGCCCGAUACCGCUCUCUAUCUUGUCAAAGUAUUGCCACCUCCAAGAAAUUUUGAAGGUCCAUUUGUGAUUAUAGAUGAAUUGAUGGAAAAAAUUGCACGUGCUAUUAUACCAGAUACCUAUGAACCAGUUCGUGUUAAUAUCAAUGGUGAAGCAAUUCGUGAGAAUGAUAUGAAUCUUCAUACAACAAAUAUUAAGAAAACAAGUGGUGGUCACGACAGCGAUGAAGAAGAUCAAAACAAUAGUCAAUCAGGAGCACCAAUGGAUAUUUAUCGUCAACGACAACAAAAACGAGUUAAAUUAAAUGAUCAGCCACAGCCACAAUGA
Molecule: messenger RNA, 2217 nt
Organism: Didymodactylos carnosus
Lineage: Eukaryota; Metazoa; Rotifera; Eurotatoria; Philodinida; Philodinidae
Source: the annotation of a GenBank genome assembly